AUGUCGAGACGUCUAGGUAUGGAAAAUCGAGAAAACCACUGGGAAAGACUACUAUGGCUCAAACAAGACUACCCGGAUAAUUACUCCGACCCCGCGUUCUUGAAAGAGCUUUCAGAGUUUCACCAACAACAAUUGUUGCCUCACAGUCCGUCUUCCUAUAAUUCUAUAGUACGAGACUUCCUUCUGUUCUAUCAUCGAGUCUUGAAUGCGUCUUCGAUCUACGUCAUUUUCUCACUUAUUUAUUAUUACGAUUACAAUCCGCUCCAAAUUGCAAUUGGAACGAGUCUCCUAGGAACAUUGGGACUCGUUACUUCCAGGUACAGGUUUGUCCGAUUGAAGUCUUCUCUCAUUAUCGUCUUUACAUUGCUCAAUCUGUCUCCAUUGUUGAAAUCGCUGUCCAGAACUACUUCGUCGGAUUCCAUUUGGACGCUUUCGUGCUGGUUGACGGCAUUUUACGUGCUUUCCAUCGCUUUGGAGACUACAAAUAUCAUUUCUACAAAUCUAUUGGUGUGCAAUGCUGCGGUUUUGGCUUCUAGACUAAAAACCACCACCGAGGUGUUUUGUUUCCUUCUCAUUUGCAUCGAGAUAAAUAUUCUGCUCCCAAAACUGGAACGAUACUUUUUCUCCAAGGAAUUGUACGCUUACUACGCGGUGCUCUUUCUGGGCGACCAUAUCGUAUUGUAUUCCUUUGUCGCAAUGUCGCUAGGAGUGCCCUAUAUGUUGUCGCUAGCAUUGUUUUCGUUGGUUUUCAUCACCGUUUUGCCAAGGUAUUUCAUGAGAUGGCAAAGGCUUUACUAUCGGGGAGGCGCCUUGCUUUCGAAAUGGGACGCCAAAGUACCAAUUUUCAAUUGA
Lachancea mirantina is the source of this 852-nucleotide messenger RNA. Lineage: Eukaryota; Fungi; Ascomycota; Saccharomycetes; Saccharomycetales; Saccharomycetaceae. The record is from the annotation of a GenBank genome assembly.